AGGAGGGCAAUAACUCAUUAGCAGAAGCUCUGUAUAUUCUGCUACUUGCCACAUGUCUACAAGGGAAUUUCUUCAGAGUGCAAAGAAAUCUGUGAACUGCUGGAAUAUUAUAAGUCUUUCCUUGAGAUGUCAGCCAAGAGCUUCAGUACAGUCACAGUGGCUACUGUGCUUAUUUUCUUCCUAAAGAUACAGCUCUCAAGGCAAGCGCCGUUGAAUGGGUCCAAAUGGUCUUAUAUUGGUCCUGAUGGAGAGAAGGCCUGGCCAAAGAAAUACCCAUUUUGUGGAGGAGUGUUCCAAUCACCAAUUAAUUUCCACAAAGAUAUUCUCCAGUAUGAUUCUAAUCUCUUGCCUUUAGAAUUCAUAGGCUAUAAUGUGCCCUCCACUGACCAGUUUACAUUGAUCAAUAAUGGCCAUUCAGUGAAAAUGUUUCUGUCACCUGCUAUGUCCAUCAGAAACCUCCCAUUUGAGUACACUGCAUCUCAGCUUCACCUGCACUGGGGAAACCAAAACCACUCCAAAGGCUCUGAGCACACCAUCAGUGGGAAGCAUUUUGCAGCAGAGCUCCAUAUUGUACAUUACAACUCUGAGAAAUACCCAGAUAUAGCAGCAGCAAUGGACAAAGCAGAUGGACUGGCUGUUUUGGCUGUUCUCCUUGAGAUUGGACCCUUCAACCCAUCCUAUGAGAAGAUCUUCAGGCACUUCCAGAAUGUGAAAUACAAGGAUCAGAAGGUCCUGGUCCCUGGUUUCAAUAUUCAAGAGCUGCUUCCUGACAGACUGGAUGAGUACUAUCGCUACGAGGGCUCCCUGACAACUCCUCCCUGCUACCCCAGCGUUCUCUGGACAGUUUUCCGAUACCCCGCCAAAAUUUCUCAAGAGCAGUUACUGGCACUGGAAACAGCUAUGUACUGCACAGAGAGUGAUGACCCAGAACCCCUGGAAAUGGUGGAUAACUUCAGAAACGUCCAGGAAGAGUUGUAUGAAUGCUUCUUUGUGCCUGUUUUCCCACUUUUCCCAGGUUUUGUGGUUUCUGUUGUGAUAGGCUGCAUCCUGGGAGUUCUCAUCAUUCUUGCAAUAGCCUUCUGGCUACUGAAGAAGAAAAGCUGCAAAAAGGGAAGUGAAGGCAACAGAAGAGUCAUCUACAAACAAGGCAUGUACAAGGAGGAGGAAGAUAUCUCCAAAAUUUGAUGUUCUGCUCUAUCAUAAAAGUACUUUUCAUUCAUA
Molecule: messenger RNA, 1221 nt
Organism: Cyanistes caeruleus (blue tit)
Lineage: Eukaryota; Metazoa; Chordata; Aves; Passeriformes; Paridae
Source: RefSeq, a predicted model, not a curated record